UACGCCCAAGAAUAGUUGAGAGCGUACGUCUGCAAGAAGAGUACUGCCCCAGAGGAGUGAAAUGGUACAGCAGACAAUUUAUUCACAGGUGAUUUAUUGUAACAAAAUCACAAAUCAGAAUAUGUUUGGAGAUUUUUUAUUAUUAUUGAUACUUGGCACAAAGACAAUUCACAUACGCAAUUAAUAUUUAUUUACCUAUGCAUGCUUAUGUAUUUGCUCUAUGACUUUUCUGCAUUAUAUUUCAGCCCUUUGUGCUGUGUGGUAUGGUGUCUCUGAAAUGAUCUGUGAUGUUUUUGACAUUUUCAGAACUAUCAUAUGACCUUUCUAUAGGGGGUCUUUGAAGUUGCCCCAGCUGUGAACAAAAAGACCGCACAGGUUAAAAGGGACAUUCAGAAACUUAACCAUCACACAAUUCUUUGUACAAAGGAGGAAUAAUAGGGCUACAGAGCAAUCUUUCACGGCUUUAUCUUUUAGAGUAUUCAAUGCAAAAGAAAUGUCCGGGAAGGCUUCCAGCAGUAAUUCAGUGGUACAAGCACAAAAGCUGAUCCACCAACUCAGGAUUGAAGCGGGAAUGGAAAGACUGAAGAUCUCGCUGACAGCAGUAGACCUGGUCCAGUAUUGCCAGGAGCACAAGCGCAGUGAUCCUCUGUUGACUGGAAUCAACUCUUCAUUGAAUCCAUUCAAAGACAAGAAGUCCUGUGUGCUGCUGUGAUCAUUAUUUACUAAAUAAUGCACCUGUAGCUUUUGUUUGAGAGUUAGUAUCAUUUCUAUAUACGCAACAGUGACAUCAAGUAUUGUAACACCCAAUCUUUUGUAUGUAAACAUAAAAUCUUUGUGAUAAUGUUGUUAGAAGUAACAAAACAUAUUUCACUUCU
Molecule: messenger RNA, 875 nt
Organism: Boleophthalmus pectinirostris (great blue-spotted mudskipper)
Lineage: Eukaryota; Metazoa; Chordata; Actinopteri; Gobiiformes; Gobiidae
Product: guanine nucleotide-binding protein G(I)/G(S)/G(O) subunit gamma-7-like
Exons: 2
Coding region: 494-712 (72 amino acids)
Biological process (GO): G protein-coupled receptor signaling pathway
Cellular component (GO): heterotrimeric G-protein complex
Molecular function (GO): G-protein beta-subunit binding
Source: RefSeq, a predicted model, not a curated record